This is a messenger RNA of Haplochromis burtoni (Burton's mouthbrooder), 3772 nucleotides long. RefSeq names its product scavenger receptor cysteine-rich type 1 protein M130-like. Bases 1200 to 3164 code for a protein of 654 amino acids. Gene Ontology annotation, cellular component: membrane. Lineage: Eukaryota; Metazoa; Chordata; Actinopteri; Cichliformes; Cichlidae. The record is from RefSeq and is a predicted model, not a curated record. The transcript is spliced from 10 exons.
ACAGACACACACACACAGACACACACACAGCUGUUACUGUUCAACACCUUUUUCUUGUUCUUCUCUUGGUUACCACAGGGUAUCACCUGACCUCGUCUCAGCCUAUCCGUUGCAUUCCCGACCAGUCUGGUAUGGAAAUCUGUUGAUGUCAAACAUUUCAUACUGGGAGCACUUCCUGACAGAAUCCAUUAAAUCCUAUAAAUUCCUGAGCCUGAUGCAGUUUGUGCCAUUGAUGGGAGACUUGGCAGCUUCAUAAACUAAACAACAUGGAACAUGAUCCAAAAUGACAAAAUGACAAUGCAGUCACAGUAACAAUCCUAGAUUUUAGAUUUUAGUGAUAAUUACUCUGAUAAUACAGCGCUGUGACUCUUUCAGAGGGCUCCUGUAAAUCUAGUUAUCUUCAUAUUAUAGUGAAGCAGUUUUAUCAGGCUGAACAGAAAAGCAGAGGGACACACCACACAAAUGACUGACUCCUCAGUUCAAACAGCUUGAACCAGUUUAGACCUUUAACCUUCAGAUCUGUUGAGACAGAAUCCACCACAGUGCUGCGUUAAAUACAAAAACAUUUCAAAGAUAUAAGCAAGUAUCCAAACACUGCUUUGGGUAUCCUACUGUGGUAUAUUAAUGGAACGCCUUCCGCUUUCCUAUGAUACACGCCAGGCUGUGGAUGGACUCCAAUAGAUCGACGCUCCCGGGGGUAAUGGACGUUCCAGCUGCGUAUUAGAGCCCUAACCCUAACCUGAACCACCAUCGUGUUAGAUGUUGGGUGGCCGAAAGCGGAACAUACUGAAGAUCUGUCACCAAGCGUAACAUGUUACACUUUGGGAGUGAGAACGUGCUGAUCUGUCAGGAGUUUUCUCACAGUUCUGUUUUUUUAUAAAGAUGCUCCGUGUGAAGCAGCCAAAGCUGACCUCGUGAUACUGGUGGAUGAGUCUGGAAGCAUCACUCCUCAGGACUUCAGAAUCAUUCGCUUGUUUCUCAAGCACUUUGUCAACAACCUCGACAUCGGUCUGGACCGAGUCCAGAUCGGUCUGACUUUGUUCAGCACCACACCAAAGACUGUGUGGCACCUGAACACCCACCAGACCAAACAAUCCCUGCUGACGGCCAUAGAAGACCUAGAAAAAGCGCGUGGAAGCACUUACACAGGAAAAGCUCUGACACACAUCCUCCGUAACCAGUUCAAACCCAAUGUGGGAAUGCGUCCAGACUCCAAAAAGAUUGCUGUUCUGAUCACAGACGGGGCGUCUUAUGAUGACAUAGAACUUCCCUCAAAGAAUUUGAAAGACAGCGGCAUUGAAGUCUUUGUUAUUGGUGUUGCAAAAGUCAAUGUGACUCAACUGAAGUUGAUCAACGCUGAUCACAAUAAAAUUUACAUAGUCAAAGAUUUUGACAGUCUCCAGGACAUUGUCGUCGAACUCAUUAUCAACGUCUUUGAAAGUGUUAAAAGUCUAGACUCUGUCAGGCUGCUGAACGGUUCCAGUCUGUGUUCAGGUGGACUGCAGGUGAAGUCUAGCCAGAGAUGGUCCUCAGUGUGUGAAGAUGACUUUGACCUGCAGGAUGCAGAGGUGGUCUGCAGGGAGCUUGGCUGUGGGCCUCCUUCGCUCCUCCAGGGGGCGCUCUAUGGAGAAGCGGAGGCUCCAGUGUGGAGCAGAGAGUUCCAGUGUGGAGGCCAUGAGUCUGCUCUCCUGGACUGUAGAAGCUCAGGCUCAGCUAGAAGCAGCUGCUCACCUGGCAAAGCUGCUGGACUCACCUGCUCAGAGCCUGUCAGGUUGGUGGGAAGAGCCAGUCGCUGUGCAGGUACACUGGAGGUGAGACGAGGAGAGUGGAGACCAGUGGCGAUGGAUAUCUGGAACCUGAAGGAUGCAGCUGCUGUCUGUGGACAGAUGAACUGUGGUUCUGCUGUUUCUGUAGGAAAUACUCAGAGUUCUUCACAGAGAUCGGUGUGGUGGAUGGAGUCACACUGUGUUCAGGCUGGAUACGCUCUGAAAGAGUGCGCAUCAGCAGAUCGCUCUUCCUCCACCCUGGAUAUCACCUGUUCAGACUCUGUCAGGCUGCUGAACGGUUCCAGUCUGUGUUCAGGUGGACUGCAGGUGAAGUCUAGCCAGAGAUGGUCCUCAGUGUGUGAAGAUGACUUUGACCUGCAGGAUGCAGAGGUGGUCUGCAGGGAGCUUGGCUGUGGGCCUCCUUCGCUCCUCCAGGGGGCGCUCUAUGGGGAAGCGGAGGCUCCAGUGUGGAGCAGAGAGUUCCAGUGUGGAGGCCAUGAGUCUGCUCUCCUGGACUGUCGAAGCUCAGGCUCAGCUAGAAGCAGCUGCUCACCUGGCAAAGCUGCUGGACUCACCUGCUCAGGUAGAAGAGGAGCUGCAGCUUGGGCUCAAACUCACUUUGUUCUCUCACUGAUGACUCUCUGCUUUCUGUCAGAGCCUGUCAGGUUGGUGGGAGGAGCCAGUCGCUGUGCAGGUACACUGGAGGUGAAACAGAGACUGUGGAGAUCUGUGGAGGCCUCAGGCUGGACCCUGACGGAUGCAGCUGUAGCCUGCAGAGAGCUGGACUGUGGCUCUGCUGUUUUAACAGGAAGCAGAAAUGCAUCCUGGGAUGGACCAACGUGGAAGAUCAAACCUGACUGUGUUAAAUCUGGCUCUACACUGAGGGAGUGUGCCACAUCAUCCCAGUCAUCCACCGUCCUGGAGCUCAUCUGCUCAGACCUGCUGGUUCAGCCAAUCAUCUCAGCAUCCUUCUCGUCCAAUGACGGGCACUCCCAGGUCCAGCAGCAGGAGUCUUCUUGGGUGUUCAAAGGCUCCAGCUUCACCACCAGCUGCUCCAUCCAGCCUCAGUACCCAGGAGGCUCUUUCCAGCUCACCUUCACCUCCUCCAAUACCACCAACAACUACACCCUGCCAGCUGUCAAUCACUCUGCCCACUUCCUGUUCACUGCUGCAGAGCCCGCCCACCAAGGAACCUACAGCUGUGUUUAUCACGUCUUUGUGUUUUCUCAUAACUUCUCCUCCGAGAGCCGUCAGCUGUCUCUCACUGUCUCAGAUCCAACAGUGUUUGUCAUCAGACUGCUGCUCCUGCUGCUCUUCAUCUCUGCCGUCUGUUUCAGCCAUAAGGUCAGCGGGAGGCAGGAGCCCCGCCCACAGGAGGACCCGGAGCUGGAUGGUUAAAGCUGGCAGUGUCCAGAAAAGCAGGCAGCUCAGCAGCGCCUCCACAUGGUGGAGGAAGUGUUUGCAUCCUUCACCACCGUGUGAACAUGAACUGCAACCACAGUAUCACUUAUACUUUUGCUUAUGCUGUGUCAUGACUGUCAUGAUGGUUAUGAUUAUUAGUUUUGUAUUCAUAUUAUAUUGUUAAGAACAAAAAGUUUAACGUUUGAUGGUAUCUGGCACGUGUGAGCUGGUGUUGGGGCUGGACAGGUGAACUAACCCUUUUAAGCUGGAGCUCACCACAGGACACUGUGCUCAUUAAGUUCAUUCUCAGCAUGACAGCAAAGACGUUCCCCUGGAGCUGUCCGAUCCAUCCACCAAACAUCCACCACUUUCUGCUCGCUACUUCAGCAUGCAUGUUUGAUCACAGUGCUUUGUCUGUAGGUUACAUAUUAAUGUCAUUUUUACUUGUCCAUACAAGAGCCAGGAGUCAUAAAGAUGGUGUCCUCCAUCAGCAUCUCACAGCACGUUGUGCAAAGCUUUUGCAGCAUCAGCCUCAAUAAAACAUUUCCAGCUGGAAGGUUUCCUGAGAGAUACUCUGCAGUAACCAUCUCCUCAUGAGCUCGGUG